AUGGAAAUGACAUUGAAAAAAGAAUUGGAAGCGACAAAAUCAGCUCUUAAAAUGCAAACAAUGCGUUGUCGUCAUCUCGUCGUGGCUUUUACGAAAAAAUUACACGAAAAAGAAAUGGAAUUGAGAGCGAGUAAAAAUUUAAGGGAUCAACAAUUGAGUCUCCUCCUUCGUGCACUUCUCAUACUCGAAUCGAGAAUAAAAAAAGAACAAAAAUUAAUUUGUCAACAACUCGAAGAAAAGGAUUUGAUCAUUGAAAAACAAGAAAGGGAAAUAUCAAAGUAUAAAAAAUACGGGAGUGAAGGUAUGCGAAACGUGGCGUCGAAGGGAAAAGGAAAAAAUGGUAAAUUGGAAAAAAUUGGAAAAUCCAAUUCAACCUGUGGUACCGCGACCGGUGAAGAAAGCGAAUACGAAAUAAACGUUAAAAGAGAUGAGAACAACGCAUUCAUAGAUAAUCCAGUUUUAGAAUCCGUGAAUCAGAUUUUAUUGAGAGACGAAGAAGAACUUUUGAAAAUUGGUAAACCCAUAGCGAUUAAUUUAAACGAAAAGGAAAUGGAUGGAAACGGAGGAGAUGACACGACGGAAUGGUACGAAACAAAUAGUAACGACGUACUUUCGAACGAGAAAAUAAUUUCAAACGACGAUUGGAAUUUAAAUAUAAUAGAUAAAAAAGACGAAUACGACUCGAUGACGGUAAAAGAUGAUGGCGGUGGUGGUGGUGGUUGUUGGAUUAAUGAAAAAACAUCACCCGUGAAAUCACAACAUUUAGAAGAGAAAGCGUGUUUAGAAAUGUCUAAAAAAAAUUUAACAGUCGUUGAUUUAGAUGAAAUAAAUAAUUGUGAAACGUUAAAAAACGAGCGAACAAUUAGCCCUGUUAAAAGUACUGCAUCCUACGAAGAAAUUUUACCAAUUUCGUACGGUGUCAAUUACAACAACAACAACCACAACAACAAACCACCCGUUCAUUCGUCACAAAAACCACCGGCUCUCCCUCCGAAACCAGCACGAUUGUUAAAACCUCAUCAGGUAUUACAGAAAAAGAAUGCGGAAAUCCAACAGAAAAAUUUUAACGCUGCUCCCACGACGACGACAACGACGACGACGGCAACAACAAACCAUAUAUCGAAAUCAUCGGAUAAUUUAGGAACGAAUGUUAUUACUCAAUCGUCGAAUUUGGGUCAUUCGCAACCAAAAAAGUCAGUCGUAAUAAAUGAAUUAAACGAAACGUCGAUAAAUAAACGUCACGGAGGGGGUCCAGGAAAAUCAACCGCAGAAGGAAGUAAAACAAAUUCGAGACAAACGGAAACGAGUUCGAAAUUGAAAAAAAAUCACGCGAAUCAUAGUCACGUACAAAGUUCCUCGGAAAUAAUGAAAAAUUCAAACGUUUCGUCGUUUGUUAAGCAAAAAAAAAAAAAAGGUGAAGACAUUAUGGGAAAUUGCAGAGCCAUUAAAAUCGGGUCCUCCGUGUCGUCAUUAAUAACUGGUUUAUCAAGGGAUACGAUAGUCACGGAAUUAAGUAGCGGAUCUUUCAAUUCUCACGAAGACGUGUCACACGUGUCUCAAUUAGUCCGACAGUUUGAAGUUUUAGGAAAAUACAACAACAACAACAACGACGACGUCGACGACGCACGCGGAGAAAACGAUAUAAACGACAUGAGGAAAAAUUUCGAAGAGUUUAAAUUAGAAGAAAGUUAUGCGGAAUCGGAGGAAAAUGGCGGGAGGCACGACGGAGACGGUGCAGAAAAUAAAAACAUGGUUAAUUACUAUGCCACAUUAACAAUCGUGCCGCCUCCGCUACCGAAAGAUCCGCCUCCGGUUACCGAUUUGGAAUAUAAAAUGUACGAAACGUUUUUAGAAAACACAGGAUUAAGUCAAAAAUCAAUAUUGACCCCCAGCAGAAUGCUUAGCAAUCACAGGAGUUGUUUAAAACCGAAAGAUGUUAAACACAGGAGCCGAGUCAAAGCAGCUGCCGCAAUUGAAAAAUGCAACAUGAAUUCAUCCAACGGAAGUUCUUCCACUGUCAAAUAUUGGACGGAACCGUUUUUAUGA
Messenger RNA from Pediculus humanus corporis (human body louse), 2046 nucleotides. RefSeq lists its product as uncharacterized. The record is from RefSeq and is a predicted model, not a curated record. Lineage: Eukaryota; Metazoa; Arthropoda; Insecta; Psocodea; Pediculidae. The transcript is spliced from 2 exons. Bases 1 to 2046 code for a protein of 681 amino acids.